AUGGCUCGUUCACCAGAAGAAUUUAAUGAGUUGCAUGCACAUAUUCUUAGAUCCGUAAAGCACUACACAACCAUGCAAAGUAAGGGAGACGUUUCUCCGGUAGCAAAUUAUCUAAUCAGAUUAGAGGGUCAAGACGUUACAGAUUUUAGUUCCCAGUAUGGAAGUGAGUCUAGCAUUUCCUACGUAGCCAGUAACCUGGCUGGAAAACCUUGCGUUUUUCCGUCGUACGGUGACUAUACUCAAACGUGUGUGUUUAGAACUUAUGGACCUUGGUGGAAGAAAGCUCCAUCUGGCACCAAGAGAUAUAAUGGGACACCAUCAGAAUUUGUGAGUGAAGACUUCAUAGAAAUCUCCUUUAGUGAAUCACUUUAUCCUGUGAGGCUUGAAGUCUAUGAAACAUACAACCCUGGUGCCAUUGUUAGAAUCUUAGCAUGUGAUCGGGCAGGAGGAACUGAUACUGACAGUGGACAAACUUUAUGGGUCACUUUGUGGAAGUACAAACCCAAGCCCUGUCCACAAGAGCCUAGAAUAUUUGCACCUCACUUAAAGAGGAUACAGUUCACAACAAACCUCAUUCGGCUAGAGCUAAAUCACCAUUUUUUGGAUUACUAUACUGAACUGGAUGGCAUCAAAUUAAUAGGAACCAAGAUGCCCCCAGAGAGUUGCACAGACACCUACCAACCAGCCAUGUCUAAUGAUGCAGAUAUUGAUAAUGACAUUGAAAAUUUAGAAGACUUACUGACGGAUCAUAACACUGAGGAUACAUGUCUGGCAGAUAGAUUGACACCUUUAAAUAUUAAAUCAUCAGAGAGUUGUCUUUUUACCAUUUUACCGAAGGAAAUUAUUCAUCUCAUCUUGUCAUACCUAGAUAUUAAGGAUUUGUGUCGGCUGGCCCAAACUUGUAGAAAUUUAAAGAUGCACUGUUAUGACCCUUACUUAUACCAAGAUCUGAAUCUUCAGCCAUUUUGGACACAGAUAUCAAGUUCUAGGUUAUUACUGAUAGCAAACAAAUGUCAAAGACUUCAGCGUUUAAAUUUAUCCUGGGUGGGUAAAGGAGGUCACAUGAAUGAGAAUCAUUUUAAAAUGUUUCUGAAAGAGUGCUGUCUAGAACUGCAAACCUUAGAAUUAAGCUGCUGUAAUUUUGUUGGUAGCAAUGUCCUUGAUGAUGUGAUAAGUAUAUGUAGCAAUCUCAUAGAGUUAAACCUACACAGUUGUACUCAUAUAGAAGAUUUCUCUUCAUUCAAAAAGUGGCCUUUACCUAAGCUGAAAAGGCUAAACUUGUACAGAACUAAGAUUGAUUAUACCUCUUUGUCUUCUGUUAUCAGAGCUAGCUGUGAUUUAGAACAUUUAAACCUUGGGUCUUGCCAGCUUUUAAAUUCCAGUAUCAACCUUGUUUUAAUGGAUCUUGGCACUUACAGCAAAAAAUUAAAAAGUUUAGAUCUGUGGCGAAUGAAGUCUUUAACUGAAGAUGCUUUGUCUCACAUAUAUCUAAGCUGUCACUUGUUGGAAGAACUGGACAUUGGCUGGUGUGUUGAUAUCAAGUCUGAGAGAGAUUGUUAUAUAAACCUGGCUAAAAACUGUAAAUACUUGAAGAAAAUAUUUUUGACAGCAAACAGAACUGUGCGAGAUAUUGACUUGCGUAUGAUUGCUUUGCAUUGUCCACUCUUAGAGCAGUUGGAUAUAUUGGGGACUAGAGAAGUGACAAGAGAAGCCAUUGUUUUUGUCCUUGAAUCCUGUAGAAAUUUGAUUUUACUGGAUGUUUCAUUUUGCUUGGGAAUUUCCUCUUCCGACGUCUGCUCCUGGAGAGCUGCCUUUCCAUUGGUCACCAUAAAAAAGAGUUUUCAGAAUGUAUCUGUAACAUAGUUCGAAAUUUCUGCACAAGCCACAAUAUUGCCACGCAGAGUAUUGGGCAUUUUAUUUGAUUACAGAAUAAAAAUUGCAGUGAGUGUUACACAUUUGAUUGUUAGUCUUCAAACAGUAGGACAUUACUGUAAUUAAAUUAUUUUCAAUUGUAGAUUUAUGUGUGUAUGUGUAAGCAUGAGAAUGCUGGAAAUCUUGCAAAAUUAGAUUUUGUAAUAAUUAUAACAAUGACAAAUAUUUUUUGAAAUGCUUUAGAAAAAUUUGUGAUAAACAUUAUUUAUCAAUUAAGAAUAUUAAUUAAAAACUAAAGAAUCUUUUCUUUAGAAUUUUUAAUUUGUUAACUUUGCAUUAUUGUAAAUUUAAGAAUUUCUGUUAGUCAAAAUGUUUUUUUUUAGUUUCGAAAAUUCAAUAAGAUGAAAAUGAGUACAGAUAGAAUAUUAUUUAGUUCCUUAAAUUUAAACUCUUUGUUUUCAUAUUUCUUAAAAAUCCCAUAUUUAAACACAUUUUAAAACUUAGUUAUAAUUUAUUAUAAUUAGUUAAAAUUAGACAAUCAUAUGUAAUACAUUAAAAGAUUUAUUACAAAAAGCUUUUGUUCAUAAAGUACUUGAUGUUCAAGGUUUAAGCUUAUAUGAGUACAUUUGUCCUACAGGCAUGCUAACAUAUGAAGCAGGUUAUUCUACACUACCUUUUUCUGUGAUCAGCAUUUGCCAAUUAGUUAAACACUUGUUUUACCCUCAUUGUCCUAAAUACCACAACAGCACUCUUCAGCAUACUUAGCUUAAGUUGGUCCCUAUUUAUCCUUGGUAUCUCAACCUAACUGAUGAUUCACAUUUUGUAAGAAAUUGUUUAAUCCAAAAAUUUGCUUUUUUUUAUUAUAGUUUUCCCUACAAAAAAAAAGUCUUUAUGGUGCUAUGUACUUGUGUACUAAUUUAAACUGUUAUUCAGCCCUUUACCAUAUUACCUCAUCAUUGAUAUAAAAAAAAUAAGUUUCCCUUUCAGAACUUAUGAUCUAUAGGGCAGACGAUGUAAAGGUCAUCUAUUUCUGUGUCUGACGGUUAACAUUGGUGUCAUGUGGCCAGCAACAAUGCAAACUCUUUUACUUUUCCCUGACAUCAACUGAAUAUUAACUAUAUUCAGUUUAACCUUGCCAUUGAUUUGUGAUAAAUUAAGAUAUUUUCAAAUGUGUAUGUAAAAAUUAAUUUCAAAUUUAAAACAAACUGUAUAUAAAGAUAGAAUUAUGAUAAUUAUGUUAUAUCCCAAUUACCGCAUGUUACUUUUAUAAUGAUUUUUAUAUUAUUACUUUUACAAUGUAUAACUUACAUUUUUUAAAUUUGUUAAGUUAAAAAAAUGUUGAUGGCUAAAAGGACUUUGUAUGAAAAGUAUAAACUUAUUUGAAGCUUAUUGAUUAAAAUACUUUUCUGUGUUAACCCAAGGUACUGAAGACUAUUGUAUUAACUAAGCUUAUUCCUCAAUUGAAAGGAUUUAAUGAUUUUAAUUAUACAUCAGCUGUAGCUAUAAAUAAAUCAGAUUUAAUGUAUU
Biomphalaria glabrata is the source of this 3399-nucleotide messenger RNA. Its product is annotated as F-box/LRR-repeat protein 4-like. Lineage: Eukaryota; Metazoa; Mollusca; Gastropoda; Planorbidae. The coding region runs from base 1 to 1863 and encodes 620 amino acids. Gene Ontology annotation, cellular component: SCF ubiquitin ligase complex. The record is from RefSeq and is a predicted model, not a curated record. The transcript has 16 exons. Gene Ontology annotation, biological process: SCF-dependent proteasomal ubiquitin-dependent protein catabolic process. Gene Ontology annotation, molecular function: protein binding.